ACGAUUGCAAGCGUCACUUCCGGGCGGUUCAAUUCGAUCGAACUACCCUAUGCGGAUGUUUACAGUUGUAAAAUGGAGUUCAACUGUGUCGUGAUUGAAAAUAGACCGUAGCACAAAACGUGCAAUUAAUUGUUUACGCGGGUUGUUGCAUCAGUAACACUUGACAGUAAGGUUUUUCAAGAUUUGGUUGGACUCCACAUACCAAAGCUGUGGCAUAAUGGAGCCAUCUGACGAUAUGGGAAAUCAAGAGGAGGACGUGCCCCGAAACAAUGGAUCCAACGGCCAAUCAGACACCUUACCAGACAUACUGAAAAUAAAAGAGCAGCUGUAUAACCAGUGCUUUGAGAUGGAAGUGCAACUUAGUCGAGACAAGAACCAGAGAUCGUGCUCUACGGCUGAAGCAGACGCACGCUUGGAGGGCAAUGUCAGCGAGCUGGAAAGAAUCAAGUCACGUCAUUUUAACAGCACACUGGCAUUGCACAGAAUGCAGAUGUGGCAUGCUAUUGGAGAAAAGAUGAAAGAAAAUAAUUCAGAGACUGAUGCGCUGAAAGCCAUCAGUGAUCGCUGCAUGACGCUUUGCUCGCACAUUAAAACAGUUCAGCAGGAAUCAAGGGCUCUUCAAGAUGAAAUCACAGAACUCCAGAAAAACAGGCUUGAGCUGAAGCGUCUCACGCAUGAGAAAAUGAGAGAAAUUGAAGACUUGAAGGUGAAAAAAGUGCACCCGAAUGCAGAAAAGUACAAAGCUGUCUUGGAGAAGGGCCUCACAAACCUGGAAGAAUUAAAAAAGAUGGUCAUCAUGGGACAGAAUGUAUUGAGGGGACUUCUUUUAGCAUAUAAAAUAAACUGGAUGGCGGAUCCACAUCUGCGAGACAUAGCCCUGACUCUGGAGGAAUUUCCCAUCGCCGACUAGACUAAAGGAACCCACUUGUUUCCUGCCUAUACGUGUCUGUUUUAUGUUUUGACGAUUGAAUAAACCAAAAUGAAUCUACAAGGA
This is a messenger RNA of Hippocampus comes (tiger tail seahorse), 994 nucleotides long. RefSeq names its product centromere protein H (gene cenph). Bases 218 to 910 code for a protein of 230 amino acids. The record is from RefSeq and is a predicted model, not a curated record. The transcript has 10 exons. Gene Ontology annotation, molecular function: kinetochore binding. Gene Ontology annotation, biological process: chromosome segregation; mitotic spindle organization; kinetochore assembly. Gene Ontology annotation, cellular component: nucleus; kinetochore. NCBI's taxonomy places the organism in Eukaryota, Metazoa, Chordata, Actinopteri, Syngnathiformes, Syngnathidae.